Molecule: messenger RNA, 1506 nt
Organism: Protobothrops mucrosquamatus (brown spotted pit viper)
Lineage: Eukaryota; Metazoa; Chordata; Lepidosauria; Squamata; Viperidae
Gene: RELA
Product: RELA proto-oncogene, NF-kB subunit
Exons: 8
Coding region: 16-1506 (496 amino acids)
Biological process (GO): canonical NF-kappaB signal transduction; innate immune response; inflammatory response
Cellular component (GO): cytoplasm
Molecular function (GO): DNA-binding transcription factor activity, RNA polymerase II-specific; RNA polymerase II cis-regulatory region sequence-specific DNA binding
Source: RefSeq, a predicted model, not a curated record
CCCAGCAGCGCCCCCAUGCUGGAGAUCAUCGAGCAGCCCAAACAGCGGGGCAUGCGCUUCCGUUACCAGUGCGAGGGCCGCUUGGCUGGCUCCAUCCCGGGGGAACGCAGCACCGACACCACCAAGACCCACCCCACCAUCAAGAUUCACAACUACCAGGGUCCGGGGAAGGUCCGGAUCUCCCUGGUGACGAAGGAAGCCCCCCAUCGGCCUCAUCCCCACGACCUGGUGGGCAAGGACUGCAAAGAAGGCUACUACGAGGCCGAGUUGUCUCCGGAGCGCUCCAUUCACAGCUUCCAGAACCUGGGAAUCCAGUGCGUGCGGAAACGGGAUCUGGAAAAGGCCGUGACCAAGCGGAUCGAGACCGGGAACAACCCGUUCAUGCCGAUGGAGGAGCUGAAAGGAGAUUACGACCUGAAUGCGGUCCGACUCUGCUUCCAGGUCUGGAUUCGAGAUACGGGCACGGGGCACUUGAUUCAGCUGCCCCUGGUGGUCUCCCAACCAAUCUACGACAACCGUGCGCCCAAUACAGCCGAGCUGAAAAUUUGCCGCGUGAACCGCAAUUCGGGGACCUGCCUGGGGGGAGACGAAAUCUUCCUUCUCUGUGACAAAGUGCAGAAAGAGGACAUCGAAGUCCGCUUUUUCAAGGAUUCCUGGGAAGCCAAAGGCUCCUUCUCGCAGGCCGACGUCCACCGCCAGGUGGCCAUUGUCUUCAAGACGCCGCCCUACGCGGACCAGGCCAUCCGCGAACCCGUGACGGUCCAGAUGCAGCUGCACCGUCCCUCCGACAAGGAAGUUAGUGGCUCCAUGGAGUUCCGUUAUCUCCCGGACGAAGGCGAUUUCCAUCGAAUCGAGGAGAAGCGUAAAAGGACACUGGGCACCUUCAAGAACUUUGUUCAGAAAACACCUUUUGCAGCCAUGCCAGCCUUUCUAGGGGCAUCAAGCCAGUCGCCUCUGCGCCCGAUUCAGAAGCCACAAAUCCUGGCUCAGCCUCCUGCCGGCUUCUUCGUCGGGUCCAGCCACUCCACCCCGCCGCCUCCGGCAGCCGCCGCCUCCAGCUUCAGCACGGUCAACAUGGAGGACCUGUCGUGCCUGGGUGUCUCCCCGCAGGCGCCGCCCUCCUCCAUGGACACCGAAAGCAGCAUCGCCGACGCCUUCCUGCACCUCCACUUCGAAGGCGCGGAUCCCCUGGGGGGCCUUUUGGACGACGCCCCCUACAGCAGCCUGGAUAGCAUCAACACCACCGAGUUCCGGCAGCUGCUCAGCGAAGGAGCCGGCCCCAUGCCGCAGCCGGGGGACCACCAGGCGACUCUGCUAACCUACCCAGAAUCCAUCACUCGCUUGGUCAGCCAGCGGAGGGCGGGCGGGGAGCCCGGCGGGGACGGUGGGGGGCCUGCCGGUUCGACCAACAACAGCUUCCUCAACGGCCUCUUGGGGACCCUUCCCGCUGAGGAUAGCUUUUCGUCCAUGGUCGACUUGGAUUUGAACUCGAUUCUCAACUCGUAA